This is a messenger RNA of Ailuropoda melanoleuca (giant panda), 2529 nucleotides long. It is a transcript of the gene RABL6, whose product is annotated as RAB, member RAS oncogene family like 6. Gene Ontology annotation, molecular function: GTP binding. Gene Ontology annotation, cellular component: nucleus; cytosol. Lineage: Eukaryota; Metazoa; Chordata; Mammalia; Carnivora; Ursidae. The record is from RefSeq and is a predicted model, not a curated record.
GCCCUCGCGGCACCCUGUAGCCGCGCGCCUCGUCGAGCCAGCGCCAAGAUGGCGGUUCUGACAGGCGGAGGGUGGACGCGCCGGGGGUCGCGGGGGCCGGAGCGGAACCGCCGCGACUGAGCCCCUGAGCCGCCCUCGAGGCAGGCGCCCGGCCGCCGGGACUCGGGACAUGGUGCGAUCCGCGCCGGGCCGCCGCCGCCGCCGCCGCCGCUGAGCUCGCGGGCCGCGCCAGGCUCGAACGUGGGAGCGGGAAGAUGUUUUCCGCGCUCAAGAAGCUGGUGGGGUCGGAGCAGGCUCCGGGCCGCGACAAGAAUAUCCCCGCCGGGCUGCAGUCCAUGAACCAGGCGCUGCAGAGGCGCUUCGCCAAAGGGGUGCAGUAUAACAUGAAGAUAGUGAUCCGAGGAGACAGGAACACGGGCAAGACCGCGCUGUGGCACCGGCUGCAGGGCAAGAAGUUUGUGGAGGAGUACAUCCCCACGCAGGAGAUCCAGGUCACCAGCAUCCACUGGAACUACAAAACCACUGAUGAUAUCGUGAAAGUUGAAGUCUGGGACGUAGUUGACAAAGGGAAGUGCAGGCGGCGAGGUGAUGGCUUGAAGGUGGAGAACGACCCCCAGGAGGCAGAGUCCGAGAUGGCCCUGGACGCCGAGUUCCUGGACGUGUACAAGAACUGUAACGGGGUGGUCAUGAUGUUUGACAUCACCAAGCAGUGGACUUUCAACUACAUCCUACGGGAGCUUCCCAAGGUGCCGACCCACGUGCCAGUGUGCGUGCUGGGGAACUACCGUGACAUGGGCGAGCACCGAGUCAUCCUGCCCGACGACGUGCGAGACUUCAUCGACAACCUGGACAGACCUCCAGGCUCCUCCUACUUCCGCUAUGCCGAGUCCUCCAUGAAGAACAGCUUUGGCCUAAAGUACCUUCACAAAUUCUUCAAUAUCCCGUUUCUGCAGCUUCAGAGAGAGACGCUGCUCCGGCAGCUGGAGACGAACCAGCUGGACGUGGACGCCACUCUGGAGGAGCUGUCGGUGCAGCAGGAGACCGAGGACCAGAACUACGACAUCUUCCUGGAGAUGAUGGAGGCACGCAGCCGUGGCCACGCAUCCCCAUUGGCAGCCAACGGGCAGAGCCCAUCCUCAGGCUCCCAGUCUCCAGUGGUGCCUCCCAGUGCUGUGUCCACAGGGAGCUCUAGCCCCAGCACACCCCAGCCAGCCCCACAGCUGCCCCUCCACACCCCCUCGGCCUGCCCCUGUCCCCCACCCCCCACGGCGGCCCCACUGCCCCCUGCAGCCCCUGCCCCACGGCGCAGCAUCAUCUCGAGGCUCUUCGGGAGCUCGCCAGCUGCUGAGGCAGCCCCUUCGCCCCCAGAGUCAGGCCCAGCUGCAGAGGCCCCACCCCAAGUCCAGAACGUGGAGGAUUUCAUUCCUGAAGAAGGCCUUGACCGCAGCUUCCUGGAUGACACAGCCCCCCACAAGGAUGAGAAGAAAGUUGGAGCCAAGGUCCUGCAAGACAGUGACAGCGAUGGGGAGACCCCAGGUGGGAACCCGCUGGUGGCAGGUUUCCAGGAUGACGUGGACGUGGAAGACAAGCCGCCCAGCAGGCCCCUGCGGCCUCCAGGCCCCGUCCCCAAGGAAAACAUCGCUGCUUCCAGUGCAGAGCAAGCAGAGGGGCUGGCAGCGCACCCCACGGCCACUGUCCUGGUCCCCCAGAAGUGCUCUGAACCAGAGAGCAAACGGCCCUCCACAAAGGCUGCGAGGCUGCACAGGGGUGCGGCUCCCAGGGCGGUGGAGCCCCGCCGGCCAGGCGCCCACAAGUCCCCCACCGAGGACCCCUCUGGAGGGCAUGAGGAGGGGAAGGACGAGCAGGGAGCGUCAUCAGAGAGUGAUCCUGAGGGGCCCAUCGCCGCCCAGAUGCUGUCCUUCGUCAUGGAUGACCCCGACUUCGAGAGUGACUCGGACCCUCAGCGGAGAGCGGAUGAGUUCCCAGUGCGAGAGGACCUCUCUGACGAGACAGACGAGGAUGCCGUUCCUGCCCAGCCGCCCCCACCCCCCAAGCCUCCCGUGUCCUCCUUCAGACUGAAGAAUGACUCGGACCUCUUCGGGUUGGGACUGGCAGAAACGGGCCGCAAGGAGAUCAGCGAUGAAGAUAAGGCGGGCAAGCCUCCCACGAAAGAGAAGAAGAAGAAAAAAGGCAAAGAGGAGGAAGAAAAGGCCGUGAAGAAAAAGAGCAAGCAUAAGAGAAGCAGGGACAGGGAGGAGGGCAGGCAGGAGCGGCGGCGGCGGCCCAGGGGCACAGAGAGGACGGCUGUGGACGAGCUGGAGGCCCUGGGGGCUGCAGCCCCAGCCGGCCACCUCCGCGGGGGCGGGGACUACGAGGAGCUCUAGGCCUAGCACCGCGGACCGCCGGGGUGGAGACGGACCGCCGGGGUGGAGACGGGCCUCCCGCUCCAGAGCUGGGACUGCCGGCCCGCCCUGCAGGGAGUGGGCCGGCGGGCGGUGGGCGGGGGCUCUGCGGGCAGCCGGCCCCCAG